GCAAACACAACAAAGACAACGCAAAAAUUUUAAUUGCUAAAAAAUCGAAUUCAAUCUACUCCGAAGCACUACGCAGUCCCAUCUGCCUGUGUACUUGUGAUUGUGUGUGUUUUUUCCGUGUAUUUCCGCUGGUGAGAAAGUGCAAUAUAUCUGGAAAUAAAAGGCGCGAGUGAAAGUGUUGUAUCCCCCAAAGCCCAGAGGUAUUAAUAUAACAGAUACAUAUAAAGAUAUAAUCAGCAAAAGGAAGAAUCAGCCACAACAAUGACCACAUAUCAAAUGAAUUUCAAUCAGGACUUUACCUCCCUGUCCGUGUUGAGUGCCACCGGUUUGAGACUCUACUCGAUUGCCGGACAGGAUAAGGUGGAGGAGAUCUUUGCCAAGGACAAUACAGAGCAAAUAAGGAUCGUGGAGCGACUGUUCAACAGCUCGCUGGUGGUGCUGGUCACCUCCCAGAAACCAAAUUGCCUCAAGAUGCUGCACUUCAAGAAGAAGCAGGACAUCUGCAACUGCUUCUACCCGUCGGAGAUCCUGUGCGUGCGCAUGAAUCGCCAGCGAUUGAUUGUCUGCCUGGCGGAGAGCAUACACAUCCACGACAUACGCGACAUGAAGAUCCUGCAUUCCAUCGAGAACAUUGCCCCCAACGAGCAGGGGCUCUGCGCCCUGUCCCUUAACUCACAUUUGGCCUUUCCCGUCUGCCAGACCAGCGGAGAGCUGCGCAUUUUCAAUGCGAGUAAGCUGAGGACUGGGAUGACCAUCAAGGCCCAUGACACGCCCCUCUCCGCGUUGACAUUCUCGCCCAGUGGGGCGCUGCUGGCCACCGCCUCGGAGCGUGGCACUGUGAUACGUGUCUUCUGUGUUAAGAAUGGGCAGAGGGUUCAGGAGUUUCGGCGUGGAGUGAGCUGUGUGCGAAUUGCCUCGCUGGUCUUUGCUGCAAGCGGGGAUUUUCUGUGCGCCUCCUCCAACACGGAGACGGUACACAUCUUCAAGAUUGAUGCACGAGCCGUGGAGUCUGUGGAACUGAAGGCAAUUGCUGAAGUGGCUGCCAAGUCGGACAGCGCCUCCAAGGAGUCUACAGCCACGGCUGCACCAACCACAGAAGAGGCCAGUGCCGCGCCCGUUGCCAGUUGGGGUGGCAUGUUCUCCAAGGCAGUGUCCUCGCUGCUGCACUCGACGCAAGUCAGCGAUGUCCUGGCCCAAGAUCGAUCCUUUGCCACAGUGGUGCUCGCCCAGGCGGGACUCAAGCACAUCUGUGCACUGACGCGAGUGCAGAAGGAGCUGCGACUGCUGAUUGCCUGCGAGGAUGGUUUCCUCUAUGUGCACGAGUUCAAUGCAGAGCGAGGUGGUUCCUGCAAGCUACUGGCGGUUCAUGAUCUGCGGGGCGCCCUGGAGGAUGUCAUCGAGCUGCAGCUGAGCGAGAGUGUGCUGCGGAUGCAGGCCAAGCCAGUGACCACGCCGCAAUCGUUGACGCUGUUGAAGAGCUGUGCGGCCAGUGUGCUCAUUGAGAAUCCCGAUCCCAUGCCGGAUAAUAGCUAUGCGAGCAUACUCAGGGGAGAUCAGGCGGAUGCCAUGUCAGAUUCCGCCAAAUUCCGUAAACUCUGCGAUGCUAUCGACACGCCAACGAAGCUCUACGAUGAGCGGCAAUUUCCGCCCGUAGCCAUUGCGGCCAAAGAUUGACCAGGACGGCGCAGCUCCAUAGACAUGGUCUUUGUUGAAAAACCAUAGGAAAAUCAAAACCCAAAAAAA
Molecule: messenger RNA, 1743 nt
Organism: Drosophila subobscura
Lineage: Eukaryota; Metazoa; Arthropoda; Insecta; Diptera; Drosophilidae
Product: WD repeat domain phosphoinositide-interacting protein 2
Exons: 4
Coding region: 262-1674 (470 amino acids)
Biological process (GO): protein localization to phagophore assembly site; autophagy of mitochondrion; protein lipidation
Cellular component (GO): phagophore assembly site membrane; extrinsic component of membrane; cytosol
Molecular function (GO): phosphatidylinositol-3,5-bisphosphate binding; protein binding; phosphatidylinositol-3-phosphate binding
Source: RefSeq, a predicted model, not a curated record